Orbilia oligospora ATCC 24927 is the source of this 861-nucleotide messenger RNA. RefSeq lists its product as uncharacterized. Lineage: Eukaryota; Fungi; Ascomycota; Orbiliomycetes; Orbiliales; Orbiliaceae. The record is from RefSeq and is a predicted model, not a curated record. The transcript has 3 exons. The coding region runs from base 1 to 861 and encodes 286 amino acids.
AUGCCUUACCCAAAUCCUUUCGGCAGGGACCGUGAAGGGACCGAACGCAACAUUACCGGCUACAAGGUCGCCACUAUCUUGAGCUUCUUGCUCAACUUGACCUUCACAAUUAUGUACACUGCCAACGCACCUGCUAACGCACAUGGUCACAAACAUUGGAAUCAUACAAUCUAUGGCCUCCGCGAUCAUGAUUACACCGCAUUCUCUCCUAGCUAUGUCUUCGUCAGCAUCUACUGGGUUACGCUCUUCAUCCUUCAAAUUGGGUAUAUCUGGCAUUUGUUUUCGGACAAUGCCGUUUAUGUCAAGCAGGCCGCCGCAGUAGGGUCCCAUUUCAUCCUUUUCAACCUCCUCCAGUUUGCCUGGGUUCAUCUGUGGACCCGUUCCCACUGGUGGUUCUCGGAACUUAUGCUCGCCAUAAACUGGAUCAAUCUCGUUAGCCUCUACUUGCGCCAUUCGAAUACCCCAAGAUGGGUUCACCUCCCCGCUGUGGCUCUCCCUUUGGCCUGGGUCGAAUUUGCUCUUUUCUGGAAUGGUGCUGUCAUGGUUCACUGUUCCAGCCUUGCCUGCAGAAUCCUCGCCAACGUUGGUAUUUGGAACUUCCUCGUCUUCGCCGCUUUCUUUUUGCUCGUCUUCAAGGAUUACCAAGUCGGCUUCGCUACUUCUUUCUUGAUGGCGGGGUUGGGAGUUGGUCAGUUCGCUACUAAAGCUUUUGCUCUGCAGUGGAUUUUCGCAUUCACCAUCAUGGCCGUCGUCUUCCUUGGGUCUCUCCUUGUCGCUGUUCCAACAAUCUUUAGUAACGAAGAACGGACCGAAGCCACAGCCGGUGAUCGUGAGAGAGCACCACUUUUGCAAGACGCCUAA